Molecule: messenger RNA, 2286 nt
Organism: Linum trigynum
Lineage: Eukaryota; Viridiplantae; Streptophyta; Magnoliopsida; Malpighiales; Linaceae
Source: the annotation of a GenBank genome assembly
AUGGAGACGUUUAAUGUCUGCUGCCUCAACUCAGCGAAAGAUCCCAUCAAAGGCCUUGUCCUGCUGUUUAAUGCGAGCAACUCUUCUUCUCAACAAACUAUCCAUGGAGUUAAUGCAAACAGAUCUGCUCUGUGCUUACAGCAGAUACCCCCCAUUCAAAGCUCCAUUCUAAUUCUCAACAACCUAAGCCUUCUUCACCGCUUCCUUUCAAAGCUCCAUUCCUUAAACAAGAAUAUUCUCAUCAAUAUGUCAGGGACUUGGGAGAAGAGGAAGAACUUCAGCCUCUUUAAACCGCCAAAAGCUAGCAGCAGAUCUUCCAGCGGCCACGAAUCCCUCGAGCCCCAAAAUCGGAAGAGUAUAACUCCUCCGAGACAUCCAAUCUCACCAACCGAUAAACCACCAUUAAUGAAAGAUUGGAUGGAUAACUACUAUCCCUCCCCAGUUCUAUUUAACCUCCAGAUUCCCCAAUACCAGUUACCAGAUACCACACCACCACUCAAAAUCUACCUCUUUAAAUCUUGCCCCCUUCCCAUUCAAAAUCUACCCCAAUACCAGUUACCAGAUAGCACACCACCACUCAAAAUCUACCUCUUCAAAUCUUGCCCCCUUCCCAUCCAAAAAGACUCUGCCCUCAACCCUCUGAUGGAGAAUCCGGCAAUGAACAACCUGCUGAGCCAAGAUCCAAACUGGGAAGCCGAGGAUUAUGAGGCAGUCUUCACCGAUGAGAUUCCUCAGCCUUCUGGUGGUACUCUCCUCCGCCUUGUGGGGCGUAUUUUUGGAGAUAGGGAAGUCAGUAAGCGAGCCAUAGUGGGAAUGAUUAAUGGGGCCUGGUCCCAUUUCUGUGAGCCAACUAUCCGAGAAGUGCAUAAAUCCAGGAACACAUUCAUCUUCAUCUUCAACCUCAAGGAAGAAAUGGACCGUGCCUGGGAAGGGAGGCCAUGGCAGGUUUCAGGGAACACCCUUCAACUGAAGCAAUGGGUGGAUUCUGUUCGGCCGCAAAACGUCAACUUUGACUUGGCCGAUUACUGGAUCCAAGUGCAUGGUAUACCUGAUCACAAGCGUACUGUCUCCAAUGUUGAAGCGGCAGUUGCAAUGUUCCCCAAAAUCCAUGGCAUUGACAUGAGAGGUCUGAACCCAGAUAAGUACAUGGAAUUCAUCCGGGUGUUUAUUCAGGCUGAUAUAACCCGCCCCCUCCCCCCUGGUUCCUACUGCACCACCAAUGGAGUCAGAGAAUUGCUUGGUUUCAGAUAUGAAAAACUUUACAUCCUCUGUUACUACUGCGGAAAACAGGGGCACGGCAAACAGGAGUGUCCAAAGAAGAGGCAGGAUGUUGAACAAGGAUUAGCUGCUGCUCCCGAAGGCAGAUUCACUCCAUGGAUGAAAGCAGGGACUAGAGCUACUCGUCCUCCCCCUCCUCCCAGAGGCAGAAUCGUCCACAACUCUCCAGGCGAUGCCGGAUCGAGCACGGGAUCCCCAGGAUUCGUUCAAAACCAACUCUGGAUUCCAGGAAGGGAAUCACCGGCCACCGGAAAUUUCAUUCCAGGAUCCCCGAUGACUCCCUCUACCGACGGCCGCGACCUUGGUAUCCGGGGCCCACCGGGUUUCACACCCCACCGUUUCCCAACGGACCUUUCUGCGGCAAGUCCGAGGUCGGUCUCGGGGCUCACCCCACAACGGAACUUUCCUCCACAUCAGAUGCCCUAUGGAACAACACACUAUCUCCCUCCUUCUGUCAAUGUCCGCUCAUCCCCCACUAUUGCUCGAAACCUAACGGCGGAAAUGGAGGCAGCCUCAUCUUGGGCCCACCUAUACCCUUACCAAGCUGAUUUCUGCAAUGGGCCUUCACAAGCCCAUCAAUACCAGAUGGGGAUAAAUAUAUAUCAGCCGCCUCUCAGCAUAAAAGCUAACCAGAUCCAGCCCAACCAACAGCAUGUCUCCCAAAUUGUUGAAGAUCUGGGUAUUAAGCUUGACCUCAACAGAAGGCCCAACGAUUUUGAGGCUUCUUUCCCUGCAAAUAGACUUGAGGAAGGCCAAGCUGAACCUAAGAAGAGGAAACAAGGCCAGCCUUUAGACUUCUCAUGGCCUAUGUUCACUCCAGGAGAAGGCCCCAGCAAGCCUAGCAAGCCCAGAAAUGCUAGAAUUAAGGUAAAGGGACGUAAACAGCAGGUAACAGCAGGAGAUGAAAAACCAGAAUUUUUUGAAGAGACAGAAGAAGCUCUCAAACAAUCACAGGUUUCUAACUCUGAGGUGAAGGUGGCCAGCCUUAAGCCACCAGGGUUAGAAUGA